GACCCUGGGAUUGGAAGGCAAGCAUCAUAGUCACCAACUAUUCAACUCCACUCCUAAAAUAGUUAUGCCUAAGAAGCCUUAAAAUGUGCAACGAUUAUGGUUCUUAUUUUAGUGAGCGGAAUUCCACUAUAAGUGAUGCAAUAUUCUGGUGGGUCCGGAAGUAUCUCCGGAAUACUAUGCUUGAAUUUCUUAACGAUAACGACGCCCGCAUCAUCGACGGAAGUGAAGAGGGUGUUUCCGGAUGGAUUAUGCUGAACUAUGUCAUGGAAACUCUAGAAGAGAGCCCAAAAUCACUUGCUCGUUACGUCCGUUCUUUAUACACUACUGUUGAACCAAAAACUAUAGGAGCCCUUGAUCUAGGGGGCGCUUCUAUGCAGAUAUCGUUUAUACCUUCCCAAGCAGAAGACAUUGCUCAUGAGGAUAGUGUGAAGAAACUUCGCUUAUAUGGAGUGAAUUAUAACGUUUACAGUCAUAGUUACUUGUGCUAUGGCGAUGUUGAGGCUAAAAGAAUGUAUAUAGCUCAACUUAUUGAGGAUGCUAACUUCACAGAAAUAAUUUUUAACCCAUGUGGUAACGAGGGGUUCAACGAGACAGUAACACAGGAAGAUGUAUGGUCACCUCCGUGCACGAAUCGGCCUAUGGACGUCGCUAUUCCGCUAAAUUUUACUUUUAAAUUGGUUGGCAAAGGAAACGGAGAUGAAUGCCGACGAAAAGCCCUCAACCUCAUCACAGGCGACUCUAUCCCAUGCACCCACCAGUCGUGCGGAUUAAAUGGUGUGUUUCAACCACCAGUCUAUGGAGAGUUUAUGGCUUUCAGUAGUUUCUACUACACAACAACUGGUAUAGGUUUGGGGGAGACUGCCAGCAUGAGUGAACUCAACCAGGGUGCACUUGAUUACUGCCAGAGAUCUUGGGAAGAUGUCAAAAACACUAAUAAAGAAGAAUACGUUAAAACGUAUUGCUUUAAUGCCAACUAUAUCUAUGCAGUACUCGUUAAUGGAUACAAGUUCACUGAGGAUUCUUGGAAUAUCAGAUUUGUACGAAAAGUAAAUGGUUUAAGUGUAUCCUGGGCCCUAGGCUACAUGUUAAAUGCAACGAACAUGAUCCCAGCCGAGGCGCCGGAAACUGACACUCUGGUCCCUUCACCGGCUUUCAUCGUCGUAGCUGUACUAUUUGCUGUAACUGCCGUUAUAGGACUAUGCUUGAUAAUUUACCAUCUCCGGAAGCGAGGAUAAAAUUCAAACUGGUUGUAAAUGAUGAGCCACGGGCUUUAAAGAAAAGAAAAAAACGUACUUCUUUAAAAAAUGGUGAACGUGACUUGAAUAACCUUCCUCUUCAGAAAAAAAUGAUUAUAAUUUCUGCUUGUUCAUCCUCUAAUCUAUUGGCGAGUGUGUUUGCUUUUAGAUGUACGUUAAAGAGGGAAAACGCAAAAACAAAAUAUGCAGAGAAAAACGGAUGAAACGUCACGCAAAUGCCGUUGUUGAGGGGCGUUAAAUGAAGUUUCUUCUUUGUGUGUGUGUGAUCUACAUAUUGUCUGUAAAUAACAUUACAGUACUUUCUUUCAAUCAUUUUGGCAAUACUAAUACCGAGAAUCGAGAAUAACCGUUAUCAUAGGCCUAUUUAACAAUAUUUAAUUUGAUGAAGGAUGAGGCAUUAUCCAUUACACACAAUUUUAUAUAACGCAUGAAAUUCUGAUUUUCUUUAUUAAAAAUAGAAAUAUUUUGAUGUCUGUAGAGAAAGUGAAAUCGACUAAAAAAAACGUAGGUAGUAUUUGUGGCUGUGUCGUGUAUUAUUAUUGAAGUAGCAACACCUCACUUACUUUUUUUAUUGCCUGAUUUAAGUGACAUUUUUUAUUAGUUAACGUCAUGAUUAAUUCAUAGUCAAUCUCAUUCCUCGUUCUAUGCCUGUGAGUGAGGUCAAUAAACGUGUUUAUAAUGUGCUUUCAAUGCACAGUUGCACUAAGCGUAUAGGACUACUCAAUGAAUAUUAUUUUAAAAUUGUACAGUUUGUAAUAAUGAGUUUUCAUAAUAAGAAUAUUAAAUAAACGAAUAAUUACUAUCAAUAAACAUGACAUAUUGUAUAUAGCAUGCAUUAGUAUAGCAACUGUCAACUAUAGGCCUAGGGUUUAUCAUAAUUAAUUCAUUGUAUUGUAAAAACCAUUGUUGAUGGCAAAAUAUGUAAUCUGAACUUGUAAAGUAAGGGAACAUGUUUUUUUUUUUAUGUACAAGUUUUACGUAUUGAUUAAGUUUCAUAGUACUAAGUGUAGGCCUAUCCAGUAACAUAUUUGUUUAAAUUGUACAGUUUGUACUUGUAAUACUAAUAUACGUUUCCAUAUAAAUAUUAAUAAAUGAAUAGUUACUACACAUAGAAA
Messenger RNA from Anneissia japonica, 2371 nucleotides. RefSeq names its product ectonucleoside triphosphate diphosphohydrolase 1-like. The coding region runs from base 84 to 1235 and encodes 383 amino acids. The record is from RefSeq and is a predicted model, not a curated record. Gene Ontology annotation, biological process: nucleoside diphosphate catabolic process. Lineage: Eukaryota; Metazoa; Echinodermata; Crinoidea; Comatulida; Comatulidae. Gene Ontology annotation, cellular component: plasma membrane. The transcript has 6 exons. Gene Ontology annotation, molecular function: GDP phosphatase activity; UDP phosphatase activity.